AUGUCGGAGAAGCAUAUUCCUAACUACAUCAAGUAUGCCUUUGGAGGACUGGCAGGAAUGGGAGCAACACUUGUAGUUCAGCCUCUGGACCUAGUAAAGAACAGAAUGCAACUUGCGGGAACUUCGGGAAAAAAAGAAUAUCGGUCAAGCUUGCAUUGCAUUAGUACCAUUGUUCGCAAUGAAGGAUUGUUCGCAAUUUACAAUGGUUUGAGUGCUGGUCUGCUCCGUCAAGCAACUUAUACAACAACUCGCUUGGGGACAUACACUUGGCUGUUCGAACGAUUCUCCAGCAAAGAUCAUCAUCCCUCGUUCAUUAUGAAGGCUUCAUUAGGUAUGCUAGCCGGUGGUAUUGGUUCUGUCGUAGGAACACCAGCAGAGCUUGCUCUCAUUCGAAUGACAGGUGAUGGCCGUCUUCCUCCUGACCAAAGAAGAAAUUAUAAGAAUGUAUUUGAUGCUCUUGCGCGCGUUGUGAAAGAAGAAGGUGUGCUUUCCUUAUGGAGGGGAUGUACACCUACAGUCAUGAGAGCAAUGGUUGUAAACGCGGCCCAGCUAGCAACUUAUUCUCAAACUAAGCAAGGCUUGCUCGAUUACAAACUUGUCGAAGAUGGUGUCUUCUGCCAUUUCCUAUCUUCGAUGGUUUCUGGUUUGGCAACAACGAUUGCAUCCAUGCCCGUUGAUAUUGCAAAAACCAGGAUACAAUCAAUGAAAAUAAUCGAUGGAAAGCCGGAAUACAAGAACGCAUUUGACGUUUGGGGCAGAGUUAUAAAGCACGAAGGUGUCUUAGCUUUAUGGAAGGGAUUCACUCCAUAUUACCUUCGUAUUGGACCACACACUGUUAUCACCUUCAUCAUUCUCGAACAAAUGAAUGGUGCCUAUUAUAAGCAUGUCUUGGGCGUAGAUUCAAAAGGAUCACUCUGA
Molecule: messenger RNA, 918 nt
Organism: Auanema sp. JU1783
Lineage: Eukaryota; Metazoa; Nematoda; Chromadorea; Rhabditida; Rhabditidae
Source: the annotation of a GenBank genome assembly